CCUCUGAGACAGAAACAGUCCGUGAUGAUGUCGCAGCUGGUUUGUGCUCUGCUUUUCCUGUGUUUACUUCCAGCUGUGGUUCCCCUCUUCUGUUACACCUGUGUGUUCCCCGCCAUCUCACCUCUGGACUGCAUUAGAUACCCUAUGAAGUGUCCUCCUGGGCAGCUCUGUCUGUCCAGCAGAGCUGUGGGCCAGAAAGGGGACUACCGUGUGGUGUUGUAUGAGAAGAGCUGCAUCCUGCCUCCUCUGUGUGGCAUCACUGGUGAAAAGUACGCCAUGGGACUCAACUUCACCUUCACCAAUGAAUGCUGCAACACACACCUAUGCAACGGAGCUGCAACACCUGCUGCCCCCUACUGGACCAGUACACUAUUUACACUAAUUUUGUCCUAUGUAGUUUGGUGA
Molecule: messenger RNA, 405 nt
Organism: Scomber japonicus (chub mackerel)
Lineage: Eukaryota; Metazoa; Chordata; Actinopteri; Scombriformes; Scombridae
Product: sperm acrosome membrane-associated protein 4-like
Exons: 3
Coding region: 25-405 (126 amino acids)
Source: RefSeq, a predicted model, not a curated record